GUCAAACAAUUGGACUGCCGGCCAGCUGGAUUCCCAGAUAAUACGUAUACUACAUCAUUGUGUUAACUCUUCGCCUCGGUUUCAGUGUCUGCCUGGUCGAUCCUUUGCGCGUUCCUGCGUCAACGCGUCUAGGCCCUGGCACAGCGUCGGUGACACAAUCCUGUCAUUCCCCUGUGGGCCUGUGGCCGGUCCCAAGCACUCGGUUCCUUGUGAUCACUUGCAAUCAAUGAGGUGUAACUUGGUUUCCCGGCAGGUUUGAUUACUUUCGGAGAACCUCCUUUCCAUCCUCAACCCUUUUUCCGGUUAAAAAUAAUUUGAGCCUGGUGCAAACGCCAAAGUUGGACGGACACCCAAGGCGACAUCAACAAGAUGUCCACCCAGCAGAUGUUACCCAAGCUCUUUAUCCAGAUGUCCGGUGCGCCAGGUUCUGGGAAGAGCACUACAGCGAGGCUGCUCAGAAACAGCAUCGAUGGCGUGGUCAUCGACCAUGAUAUUCUCAGGUCUACUAUGCUCGAAUCCGCUGUAGGCUUUGAUCAGGCUGCGAAACUCGCCUACGACCUACAGUGGGCACUCGCCCAGGACAUCAUGAGGCAGGGCUUGAGCGUCAUCAUCGACAGUACCUGCAACUUCCAGGAGGUUCUCGACAAGGGAUCUGUCUAUGCUAAGCAACAUGGCUACGCUUAUUGGUAUGUCGAAUGCAAGGUUGAAGAUAUCGAUGAGUUGGACAGGAGGCUGCGCACGCGAGACCGUAUGGCAAGUCAGCGAAGCAGUGUCGACCAGCCUCCCGCUGCAGCAGUGGCAGCACGUGGCGGAGAGGAGAACCCUCGGGCGCGCUUCAAGAAAUGGAUUGAGAGUCCAUGCCGCCCAAAAGACAAUGUUAUAAUCGUGGACUCUACGGGGGACAUGGACACGCUCCAAGACUGCAUCCUGAAGCAGAUUGUUGGUUUCGGUGGCUGUGGAGGAAUUGUCGACUCCUCACUCUGACCAGACUGGAGUCUGUGAGAGCUGGGCCAUCUGGGGCGAGGGAUCACAAGUAACGACAUGUCGGUGCGCACUGUGCACCUGGCCCACUUCCGAGUGGUCGGUUCAUCCCUGCCCAUCAACUCAAGUCAAGUCAUUCCCACUGAACUUCCAGUCUGCUAAUGA
Emericellopsis atlantica is the source of this 1146-nucleotide messenger RNA. Its product is annotated as P-loop containing nucleoside triphosphate hydrolase protein. The transcript has a single exon. The coding region runs from base 370 to 984 and encodes 204 amino acids. The record is from RefSeq and is a predicted model, not a curated record. Lineage: Eukaryota; Fungi; Ascomycota; Sordariomycetes; Hypocreales; Bionectriaceae.